Messenger RNA from Gadus macrocephalus (Pacific cod), 3348 nucleotides. It is a transcript of the gene ttll7, whose product is annotated as tubulin tyrosine ligase-like family, member 7. Gene Ontology annotation, cellular component: cilium. The coding region runs from base 996 to 2126 and encodes 376 amino acids. The transcript has 9 exons. Lineage: Eukaryota; Metazoa; Chordata; Actinopteri; Gadiformes; Gadidae. Gene Ontology annotation, biological process: protein polyglutamylation; microtubule cytoskeleton organization. The record is from RefSeq and is a predicted model, not a curated record. Gene Ontology annotation, molecular function: tubulin-glutamic acid ligase activity; tubulin binding.
CUGUGUUUGUUUGAGAGUUGUAAAGGGCAGGCUGACUAGUGUCGUGAUAUACGUGCAGUGUUAUUGUAAGCUAUGGGGUGACUUAUGCCGCUAUUGAGCUAUACCGGGAAGGUAAAAUAGCAUACGUUCAUAAAUUGCAUAAAUCCACAUCGAACGCCGAUUGUCAUAUGCUGGGAAUGCAAUUGAAAGCCUUUGUUCUACCCCCAUCAACGGAAUGGUCUCGCCCAAAGACCCUCCGGCACUGAUUGAGCCAAUACGGCUAUUACGAGCUGAAUAUUUUUGUGUCAAUAGUCUACAGUAAGUAGUAACAUACAUUGUCAUAAUCGUUAGCACUUGGAGACGAACAGAGAGAGAGAGAGAGAGAGAGAGAGAGAGAGAGAGAGGCCGAGAGGCAGAGAUAAGUGUCCCACAAGCGUCAGCUCAACGAGCGGAUGAACGAGCGAUGCACUGGCAGUGCAGUGCAGGAUUUACAAGGGUUCUUUGUCCACGUGCGUAGGUCGGCUGGCCCGUCUUUAUCAGCACGCGAGCAGUGGCUGCAGGCAUCCUUGAGAGGGUCCUUCAACGUCCCCGCCGCCGCCGCCGCCGCCGCCGCCGCCACCACCGCAGCUUUGAAUGCGGCCGGGAGACGCUGGUCCGAGGCACAGAUGACCCACCGGGACGCCUGGAGAGUCCCGGCAGGGGAAGCUAACUAAGGGGUGGGGGGGAGCGUUGGAGAGAGAGAGAGAGAGAGAGAGAGAGAGAGAGAGAGAGAGAGAGAGAGAGAGAGAGAGAGAGAGAGAGAGAGAGAGAGAGAGAGAGAGAGAGAGAGAGAGAGAGAGAGAGAGAGAGAGAGAGAGAGAGAGAGAGAGAGAGAGAGAGAGAGAGAGAGAGAGAGAGAGAGAGAGAGAGAGAGAGAGAGAGAGAGAGAGAGCGUGGUGGGGCCGCUGUGAUCGGCUUUGAAGGCCCACCCGCAAAGUGUGGCAGCCAGGUCGGCCUUUAAUCCCCUGGGCCCGGAGAUGCCCUCCCCCCUCACUGAUGGAGAGGGUCCCGGGGCGUCCCCCCUGAACGGGUCGGGCGGCCCCUUCAAGCCCAGCGGGACGAGGAAGAACCUCAAGAAGAAGAAGAAGGGCACCAUCACGGCCAACGUGGCCGGCACCAAAUACGAGAUUGUUCGUAUAGCCAUCAAGGAGAUGGGCUACCUCAAGACCAGGCACGAGGACGAGACGGCCAACCUCAUCUGGUGCGACUCGGCUGUGCAGCACGAGAAGAUCGCUGAGCUCAGGAACUACCAGAGAAUUAACCAUUUCCCUGGCAUGGGCGAAAUCUGCCGCAAAGACUGUCUGGCCAGAAACAUGUCCAAGAUGAUCAAGUGCCAGCCUCAAGAGUACGGCUUCAUCCCCAAGACCUGGAUCUUCCCGGCCGAGUACACCCAGUUCCAGAACUACGUCAAGGAGCUGCGGCGCAAACGCAAGCAGAAGACCUUCAUCGUCAAGCCCGCCAACGGCGCCAUGGGCCACGGAAUCUCGCUGAUCCGGAACUGCGAGAAGCUGCCAGCCCAGGAGCACUACAUCGUGCAGGAGUACCUGGACAAGCCCUUCCUCAUGGAGGGCUACAAGUUUGACCUGCGCAUCUACAUCCUGGUCACCUCCUGCGACCCGCUGCGCAUCUACCUGUACGACGACGGGCUGGUGCGCAUGGGCACCGAGAAGUACCACGCGCCCAGCGAGGCCAACCUGAGCCAGCUCUACAUGCACCUGACCAAUUACUCGGUCAACAAACACAACGAGAACUUUGAGCGCGACGAGACCGCGGACAAGGGCAGCAAGCGCUCCAUCGGCUGGUUCACCGAGUUCCUCCGUGCCAACCAUCACGACGUGGCCAAGUUCUGGGGCGAUGUUUCUGAGCUGGUGGUCAAGACCUUGAUUGUAGCCGAGCCCCACGUUCUGCAUGCGUACCGCAUGUGUCGCCCCGGACAGCCACCAGGGAGCGACAGUGUCUGCUUCGAGGUGCUGGGCUUUGACAUCAUCCUCGACCGCAAGCUCAAACCGUGGUUACUUGAGGUAAGGCUCAAUUCUCCCCACUGUGUGUGUUUGAUUGUUUGUGUGUGUGUGUGUGUACGGUGUGUUUGUUUGAUUGUGUGUGUGUGAUUGAUUGUGUAUGUGCGUGCGCAUGUAUGUAUGUGUGUGUGUGUUAAUGCAUUCGAGCUUCUGACUGUGAGAUCGAGUUUAUGGGAGAACACAAAAAAUGCUUUAUUUAUGUUUGUGUGUGUGUGUGUGUGUAUGUGUGCCUGUGUGGUAUUUGGAAUAGUGGAAGGUGGAAUAGUCGUCUCUGUAGAGCCAUCCGGGACGACCCAAUCUCUUUUGCACAUUGUUUGCAUUGUUAUUUUUCCCUCAUUUCUAUUUCAAUAGCAUUGUCUCCAAGUAUGCUAUUCUAAAAUAUUCAUAACGUCAGUGUCUUUAGUUUUCUUAUAUGAAAAUAACCCCCCCUCCCCAAUUAAAAAUCAUAAUCACAAAUAAAUAUAAAAUGAUUGAUGUGUUUAUUUAACACACAAGUAGGCUGUGUGUGUGUGUGUGUGUGUGUGUGUGUGUGUGUGUGUGUGUGUGUGUGUGUGUGUGUGUGUGUGUGUGUGUGUGUGUGUGUGUGUGUGUGUGUGUGUGUGUGUGUGUGUGUGUGUGUGUGUGUGUGUUGGCCAAUCAGAGGCAAUGGGUUUGAACUCUGGGCAGUCUCACCUCUGGGCGGCGGUGGGGGGAGUGACAGGGGCUCGUAAAACGCUGCGACACGCCAGCGGCGAGACGGGGGCAGACGCUGCCGCCACACAAACACAUAAACACACGCUGAUUUGCUUACACACUCCUGCUGUGUUUGUGGAGCGCACACACACACACACACGCACAUGCAUACGGACGCUCGCCUCGCACGCAAGCACACACACGGGCGUACACACACACGCACACACACACACACACACGCACACACACACACACACACACACACACACACACACACACACACACACGCAAUCACAAACGCAAUCACACAUACACGCACACACACACACACACACACACAUACACAAAUACACACAUACAUACAUAAGAAAGCUUUUUUUAUUCCUGUUCUCCCAUAAAGAUGAUCUCACACCCAGUCAGAAGCUUGCUUGCAUGUAUAAACACUCAAACAAUCACAAACACACAAUAUAUACUCUUCUCAUAAAAAGUAUGUAACUAAGAGUCAGAAGAGGCACAUAAAUACAUACACAAACACACACACACACACACACACACGCGCACACACACACGCACACACACACACACACACACACACACACACACACACACACACACACACACACACACACACACACACACA